Molecule: messenger RNA, 1653 nt
Organism: Amorphotheca resinae ATCC 22711
Lineage: Eukaryota; Fungi; Ascomycota; Leotiomycetes; Helotiales; Amorphothecaceae
Exons: 1
Coding region: 1-1653 (550 amino acids)
Molecular function (GO): protein binding
Source: RefSeq, a predicted model, not a curated record
AUGUUUGCCCUCUUGCGAUGGAUCCGAAAGCUGCAAGUAUACUGUCGUCUUCUUAAGGACCCAAAGACACGAGGAGACGAUCGACGGACUCAGGCAAAACAGGAGCAGCAACAGGCUGAAAUGCUCCUGGAGCAGCAACAGGCUCAAAUACUCCUGGAGCAGCAACAGGCUCAAAUACUCCUGGAGCAGCAACAGGCUGAAAUGCUCCUGGAGCAGCAACAGGCUCAAAUACUCCUGGAGCAGCAACAGGCUCAAAUGCUCGAACUGCAGCGCACCAUGGAUCCGCUAGUAGCGGCACAAGUCUAUAACAAUCGUUACAGUCCCCUUGCCCGGCUGCCAGAAGAGCUUCUACUUCUUAUACUCGAGUCUCUUAGCGAUGAUGCUCCUACCCUGCACUGCCUCCGUAUCGUUUCGAGGACGUUUUUUCGUCUUAUUUACCAACCACGUAUUUGGAGGCACAUAGUUCAUACUUACCAGAUUGAUUUUCACCCGCCAUGGCCACUUAUUCUCCACUCUGACAUGGCGGGUCGGCUUAGACUGCUCUUAGAAAGAGACGGGCAGUGCGACAACUGCAGACGUUGGAGCGAGGCCCAUCCUCGAGCAAAUUGGAUGCAACCUGGCCUGGGAAACAAAUGCAAGUUCAGGCCUCCCGAGUUCAAUCAGUAUCGCAGCAUAUACGACAGCCCUAAGUGCCUUGACAGCCCUAAGUGCCUUGACUGCCAUGCCUGCGGCAGUCUGCACAGUAUUCACCAGUUCUCCUCUUUCUACCGGCAGGAUGGACGACAGGAGCGACAGUGUCUGGGUCACCAAGGAUCCGUGAAGCUGUGCGAGCAUGUGCAAAUCAAUUGGGCUAGCAUUAGGGGCCAUAUCAGCGACUGGCAGCAGCGCAGGCCUGGAGACUGGCAGGCCUGCCUCGACAGUUUUAGCAUCGAGUGCCAUGAUCCAAGUCACGACAUGCGCUGCACGGCCGAGGAGGCCCCGACCUGGCCACGAGCCCGUCUGCGGAUCGUGUCUAUCUCUAACCCGGACCUUGUGGUUCUUAGUCUAGAGUGGGCACCCCAUAGCGGUCUUGAUGCUCUUACUGCUACCGCAGACGCGCGGCUACCUGCGUCAGACCUAAGAGCGCUUUUCCGGAAGUUUCGACAAGGGCCUGCUGGCUUCCUGUUCCCUUCAAACCGCCCAGGUCAUUUCCCCGAGCUAAUGUGUUUUUACCGCGUCGACGGAUCCGGGCAUUUCGUUCAUUACGAGACGGGAGAUAACAAGAAACCGCCGAGUCCUACGAUUAAAACCCCAAUUUCCCAAUCGCCCCUCAGAUUCGCAUUGAAUCGCCGUUAUUACAGCAGAUGCUAUGGGUUAGGGCAAAAUGGCCAAAAAGCAGUCAUCGAGAUUCAUUGCCCUCGGGGUAUUAGUAAAUCUAGUAACUCGACAUGUCUAAUAGUUACCUACCAGUGCGAUAUUCUAGUCUGUAAAACGACUGACCGUACCAAGAUUAACCCUACCCAUGAGUGGCUCCACGCCAUGGAUCCCGACACAUACCCUCACCCGCAAGCAAGCCACGUCAGGCCUCUGUGCAGGGACGAAACUUGCAUGAACUAUUAUCAGACGCGAAGGGCAUCUCCUCUUUGCACAAAUUACACUUACCCUCAGACGUAA